AUGGCCGGCACGGUUCCGAGCUCGCCGCGAUUGAAUUCGAGGAAGAAGAGGUCACAUAUGGCUUGCGAACAGUGCCACCAUCGAAAGGUCCGGUGUAGUAUUGGCCAAACGGGCCAGCCGUGUACCAACUGCGGUCUGGAUGGCGUCGCGUGCAGGCCGUACACUCGUGCGCGGACCCGCGUUUCGGCGCACCGCACGCACAAUCACUCAUCUCACACGACGAACCCCGCCCCCCCGGAACGUGUACCGAUCGUGGCCCAAACACCUGCGACUUUGGACGCAGUGGCUACUGUCGCCACCGAAAAUCCGGCGAGGGUGGUUAACAGCACCACCGCGGAGCAAUUUAGCCGUAGCAGGCUCGAGGAGUCAAAUAACACGGCAGACUGGGAGUUGGAAACAGCCUUGCAACGAACAGACCCAGGGAGCGCUUUCAAUGCGACACUAGAUGAGACCGUGCAUAACGACAAUGUGCCGUUCUACGUGGGAGAAGAGCAAGGACUCUGCUUUGUCCUUGAUAUCUGUCGGCCUAAUCGACCGAAGGGACCCCAAUUUUCCGUUGCGCCGGCGCAAGCAAAAGAGAUUUCCCCCGCAGACCUUACUUAUCUCCAGGAAAGAGAGGUUUUCUCUCUACCGUCCGAAGUGCUCUGCGAGGAGCUGAUACGGUGUUAUUUUCAUCAUGUGCAUCUCUUCCUACCGAUAAUCGACGCCAAAAGCUUCCUGUAUAAUUACUCGCAGAAUGGUCCGUCCAAAAUGAGUCCCCUACUUCUAUGGAGUAUGUUUUUCGUGGGAGCAACCUUCCUAUCGGACGAAACGGUCAAAGCCACGGGCUUCGCCACGAAGGGCGCAAUGAGGCGGGCAAUGUACCAAAAGGCGAAGCACCUCUAUGACAUGGACUAUGAGCAAAAUAAGAUCACCUUAAUACAAUCUGUCAUACUCAUGUCAUAUUGGUACGCAGACACCGAGGACCGCACAGGCCCGUGCCACUGGAUUGGCGUUGCGAUCGCUCUUUGUCACACAAUUGGCCUUCAUCGUGAACCAGGAGCAUUCUUCCCCGGUGGCCAAACCCGCCUGUGGCGUCGAAUCUGGUGGAGCUGCUUCUAUCGAGAAACAUGGCAGUGCAUUGCGUACGGAAGACCGAUGAGAAUUCGUCUCGAAGAUUGUGAUGUGCCCAUGCCUGUGACAGAAGACCUGUGGCUAGGGGUGACCGAUUUGCCUCUAAGCGUCCAGAACUCCUAUCUUCCAGACGACCGCGUCCCUCUCUCGCAACUGUACCUGUCGCUAUUAAAGCAUUCUGUCAGUCUGGCCGAGGUGUUACGCGUCCAUUACCGACCGAAGAAGGCCAUGCCGACGACAGCUCAGUUAGAAUCUGACUACCAAGAGAUCCUCCGGCAUCUCGACACCUGCCACGAGUACGAGCGUCACCCUAGCGAGCUUGUCAGAAGCUGUGCUGCCCACGUCCGUGUUCAAAACGAGUAA
Fonsecaea monophora is the source of this 1476-nucleotide messenger RNA. RefSeq lists its product as hypothetical. Gene Ontology annotation, molecular function: DNA binding; zinc ion binding; DNA-binding transcription factor activity, RNA polymerase II-specific. The record is from RefSeq and is a predicted model, not a curated record. The transcript has 5 exons. Gene Ontology annotation, biological process: DNA-templated transcription; regulation of DNA-templated transcription. NCBI's taxonomy places the organism in Eukaryota, Fungi, Ascomycota, Eurotiomycetes, Chaetothyriales, Herpotrichiellaceae. Bases 1 to 1476 code for a protein of 491 amino acids.